GGCCGAAUAAUAGAGGUCAUAUUACAAGAUCUUAUUUAAGUUAAAUAGCUUUUCCUAGGAUAAGAAGCAUUGUGUGUUUUUUAAGAACAGUUCGGGUAAUGAACAAACACUGAUCUGGGAAAAGAAAAAAUUUGUAACUCUGAUUAAAAUAAGGAGUGUGCUGUGGUGUGUGAGUCACAGGUCUAAUAUCCUGAAGGACGUCUUUUUGUUUGGGAGCUCUGGGACUUCACCUCAGCUGAGCAGCGUCUCACAUUUCAAAGCGGAACUCGGUCUGACCCGGACUUUUGUUUCCACACGAACCAAAAAAAUUGGUUCAUCCUCAUCACGUAGCAGAGAUGGCAGCCCUGCGGACGGCACUCCAUGCACGACAUGUUCAGGCACUCCCCUUCUCCAUUGGCUCGCUGCGGUUCGCCAGCUUCUUUAAGGCUGCAGAUAUCAACAUCGAACGCAACACGGCAUGCAAGCCGAAGCCCGACCCCUCCACCCUGGUGUUCGGCAAACAGUUUUCCGAUCACAUGUUGACCAUCAACUGGUCGGAGAAGGAGGGUUGGGAGGCUCCGCAGAUCAAACCUUUCCAGAACCUGUCGAUGCACCCUGCCAGCUCGGUCCUGCACUACUCCAUAGAGCUCUUUGAGGGCAUGAAGGCAUUUCGUGGAACAGACAACCACGUCCGCCUCUUUAGACCCAUGCUGAACAUGGAAAGGAUGCAUAGGAGCGCUGACAGAAGCUGCCUGCCGUUGUUUGAUAAAGCUGAACUGCUGGGGUGCAUCAAGAAGCUGGUGGAGAUCGACCAAGAGUGGGUCCCCUAUUCCCAGGACGCCAGCCUCUACAUCAGACCCACGUUUAUAGGAAUUGAGCCGUCUCUUGGCGUCUCUCGGCCAGGAAAAGCCAUGAUCUUUGUCAUCAUUGGCCCAGUGGGCCCCUACUUUGCCACAGGGUCCUUUAACCCUGUGUCUCUGCUGGCGGACCCUUCAUAUGUCAGAGCCUGGAAAGGAGGCGUCGGGGCGUACAAGAUGGGAGGUAACUAUGGUCCAACCAUUCUGGUGCAGAACGAGGCAGUGAAGCAAGGCUGCCAGCAGGUCCUGUGGCUGUACGGAGAGGAGGAGGAGAUCACUGAAGUGGGCACCAUGAACCUCUUCAUCUUCUGGACCAAUGAGAAAGGAGAGAAAGAGUUGUUGACCCCUCCUCUGGACGGCAUCAUUCUCCCAGGAGUCACCAGGCAAUCUCUGCUGGACCUUGCCAGAACCUGGGGGGAGUUCAAGGUGACAGAGCGUACGAUGGGCAUGAAGGAGCUGCUCGGGGCUCUGGAUGCUGGAAGGAUCCAGGAGAUGUUCGGAGCAGGCACGGCCUGUGUGGUCUGUCCUGUCGGCAGCCUCCUCUACAAAGGAAAGACGUACCAGAUCCCGACCAUGGGGAACGGUCAAGAUCUGGCAAAGAGGUUCUACAAAGAGCUUACUGAUAUUCAGUAUGGACGUAAAGCAAGCGAAUGGGCACCACUCGUCGUUUAAACUACCACUUUGCACAUGUCCGAUAAUUCCAGUUUGGAUGACCAGUACCCCCGCCCCAUUCUCACCCCACCCCUCCCUUCCUUUUAACCCAUUAAUGCACUCCUGCUUCUUCUUUACCAAACCGGAGGAGACGUACCCUUCUUGUCGUUGUUUCUUCUCAGGGGACAUUUUUACGGAUGUUCCUCUCUCUAUGGACUCUCAUUGGAAGACGGUUGGUGGUGUUAAUGUAACGAGAAGCAAUGUAAACAGCUAUAUGCAGUAAUUCUGACUUGACACAAAGCUUCACCUAGAGGUUUGAACUAUCGAGCACGAAAAACCACCGAUAGGAACAUAAAAAAAAAAGACGAUCAAAAAGAAACCUCACUCUAAGAUGAGUUGAUCUUUACACCCCACAUCCAAUUCUGUUCAAGUGUUCUCCUUGUUUUCACUGGUUCAUAUCGAGGAGCACAAAUGUUGAUUGUUAUCAUCAUCAUCAAAAUUCAUUUCUUAAAACUAUGACGGAGUAUUAGGGCCAUACUGAAGAAAAAACUAAUCUGAAAUUAUAAGGAUAAAAUAAAUAUUUCGAGAAUAACUUCAUAAUUGAAUAGAUAAAGUUGUAAUUUAUUAAGAAAAUAGUUGGAAUACUACUUGAAUUAAGUUGUAGAGUAUUUACAACAAAUAUUUACUGGAAAAUAGAGAACAUUAUGAGAAUAAAGUCUUAACUUAAUGAGAAAAGUCAUCAUAUUUUUAUUGUCGGGAAAUUUCCAUCAAUCAGAAUCUGUGCGUGCUGGAGUUCCAAUCUCAUUGUUUGAUUUGAAACUAUGGAACCCCUUGAAUAUUGUGUAGAUGUAACUAACAAUUCACAGUCGACCACUAUGAAACGUUUCCUCCAAGUCUGUGUGGUUCUUUCAGUUUCUUAAAGAUUCUUUUUAAUGUCUUGAUGCUUUUUUUAAUAUUGAGCUGAUGGGAAAUUUUGAUUUUGAAAGAUUUUCGACUUACCUCUUUUAAAAGCAGGCAACAGAAUGAUCUUCUCACACUCGCCCUCUAAACUGACAUUUAGCCGAAAAUGGAGACUUUGUCCACAUAACAUUAUGACUUUAUCCUCGUUGUAUUUAACAUUAUUACUUGAUACACGUAGUAUAACGACUUUAUUCUCAAAAUCUCCCUUUAAGUGACCUUACUACUCCGUUGUGGGGAAAAAAAAUAGGCACAAACUGACGUAUUUCAGAAAUAGGAGUUUCAAUAUUUGCAAUAAUAAAGCUGCAGUGUAUUUGGUGUGUAGGACUUAGCAUUAUACAGCAUUUUAGUGAGUACUGUCUCUUAUCAACAAAGGUAUUACGAAGAACUUCACCACAGAAAAUACUUCUAUUAACAAUAACCUGUACUACUUGCAAACAACCCUGUGGGGUUCUCCGGUGAAAACAUUUUAGCUGUUACAUGUGAGUAAAUGAAAUCCGAUGUACACACGUAGCAAGAUGUGGUUUUGUUGCUGUCGUGCACAUAAUGAUGUGACAGAGUAUAUUGUCGUCGGGGGGGGGCCAUGUCACUUUGACACUGAGUUUGAGUUCGACUGACCUUGGGAGAUGACAGGUACGUUAUCUGAGCGUGACUCAGCUGCAGGAAACGGAAACACAAGCAGCUUUUUAAUGUUUUUGUUGGUUUUAGUUUUCUCAUGAGUGCGACGACUGCACACGGAUGACACCAGGCGAGGUCAAAGUGAACACAGUGCAAACAGACGACCUAAACGCUGUAGAGGACUGUGGUGUCGGCAGUUACUCCUGCACUAGUUACUGUGUGACCACUAUGAAAACAAUAUAUAGUAACAAAUAGAUUGUUAUUUUAGAGGUUUUUAAAUUAUUUGAUUUUCCUUUGUAUUGAUGUAAGAUUAGGUCGACUUGUCACCAUUGUUUUGCUGUACUCUCGGCUUCCUGUCCCUCGCUGGUUUUCCCUCUUUGAAUGUAUUUUGAUAUUUACACACACCUGUCUGUCCCUCUCGUCUGUCCAAGUGCCUGACCACGGUCUGUUUGCUUGUUGCUGUCAGCGGCUGUCUUGUUUCUUCCACUUUGUGUACUUGGAGUUUUAGCCGGAUUCUUCUAAGUAAAGUCAGUUUAGACAUUUUUCUUUUAUAAGGCUGCUGUUACUUUUAAGUGGCUGUUUUUACAAUAAACCUGAUCUGAGGUGUU
Platichthys flesus (European flounder) is the source of this 3670-nucleotide messenger RNA. It is a transcript of the gene bcat2, whose product is annotated as branched chain amino-acid transaminase 2, mitochondrial. Lineage: Eukaryota; Metazoa; Chordata; Actinopteri; Pleuronectiformes; Pleuronectidae. The coding region runs from base 336 to 1508 and encodes 390 amino acids. Gene Ontology annotation, cellular component: mitochondrion. Gene Ontology annotation, biological process: L-valine biosynthetic process; L-leucine biosynthetic process. The transcript has 11 exons. Gene Ontology annotation, molecular function: branched-chain-amino-acid:2-oxoglutarate transaminase activity. The record is from RefSeq and is a predicted model, not a curated record.